Messenger RNA from Diospyros lotus (date-plum), 1213 nucleotides. RefSeq names its product plastid-lipid-associated protein, chloroplastic. Bases 84 to 1025 code for a protein of 313 amino acids. The transcript has 3 exons. NCBI's taxonomy places the organism in Eukaryota, Viridiplantae, Streptophyta, Magnoliopsida, Ericales, Ebenaceae. The record is from RefSeq and is a predicted model, not a curated record.
CUUGUUUUGUUUCCCUUCCCCAGUGUCAAGUUCAAAGACUCGAUUUUUCUCCGUACAAAUCCUUCAAUCGAAGCUCGUCGAAAAUGGCCGGAACACUGUCUUUCAAUCAAUUCUCUUUCAAGACCGUCUCGCUCUACCGGCCGCAGUCCCAAUUCGGCUCAAAGCCCGCUUUUUUUCCGGCGAAUUCGAUCGGUACGGCCGCCGGAACGAAGGGGCUGAAGCUUUCGGUCGGCGUGAGGCCGGCGUACAGGGUGCGGGCCGCGACGGAGGACGAGUGGAAGGAGGGAACAGAUGCCGCCGGCGUGGCGCUGGCGGAGGAGCAGCCGAAGCAGCCGACGGAGAUCGAUUUGUUAAAGAGACAGUUGGUGGAUUCGUUCUACGGCACCGACCGCGGGCUGAAAGCGACGAGCGAAACUAGGGCUGAAAUUGUCGAGCUCAUAACGCAACUUGAAGCGAAGAAUCCGACUCCGGCGCCUACAGAGGCCCUGACCCUGCUCAAUGGCAAAUGGAUUCUUGCUUAUACAUCUUUUGUAGGUCUGUUCCCUCUGUUGUCAAGAGCACCACCACUGGUGAAGGUGGAGGAGAUUUCACAGACCAUCGACUCUGCAAACUUUACAGUCCAGAACUCAGUGGUGUUUGCUGGCCCACUGGCUACGACUGCUAUUAGCACGAAUGCCAAAUUUGAAGUCCGAAGUCCUAAGCGUGUUCAGAUCAAGUUUGAUGAAGGCAUUAUUGGCACUCCCCAGUUGACAGACUCCAUUGUGUUGCCGGAAAACGUUGAAUUCUUGGGACAAAAGAUCGACCUCACACCUUUCAAAGGCUUAAUCACCUCUGUCCAAGACACAGCUUCUUCUGUGGUGAAGACCAUCUCCAGCCAGCCACCGCUGAAGUUCUCCAUCUCCAACAGCAAUGCAGAAUCCUGGUUACUCACCACAUACCUCGAUGAAGAACUUCGGAUCUCAAGGGGAGAUGCAGGCAGUAUAUUUGUGCUCAUCAAGGAAGGAAGCUCCCUCUUGAACUCUUAAUGGCUUCUAUCUCUCUAUCGGGCGUGUGAUGGUCUUUUGUCCCCCCCUCCCCCCCAAAUCAAGAAUCUUGUUUGUGAUUUCAUAUAUAUGUAUUUAGUUGUGUCAGAUGCUGGAUGGUUGUAGAUAUUCAUAUAAUGCGGAUUAUUGGUUCUUAUACCUCAAUGAUAUUGGUUUUAUCCACAUCCUAA